Mustela erminea (ermine) is the source of this 2938-nucleotide messenger RNA. It is a transcript of the gene WSCD1, whose product is annotated as WSC domain containing 1. Gene Ontology annotation, molecular function: sulfotransferase activity. The record is from RefSeq and is a predicted model, not a curated record. NCBI's taxonomy places the organism in Eukaryota, Metazoa, Chordata, Mammalia, Carnivora, Mustelidae. The transcript has 8 exons. Bases 902 to 2830 code for a protein of 642 amino acids.
UCCACCAAGUACCGGGUCGAGGGUAACCCUCUAUUCUGCUGCGGGGGGAGGAGUCUCAGGGGUCCUCACCUGUCUGUGACCCUGGGGGUGCUGGUGUCCUGAGCGAGAGCACAUGCCUGUGGCUACGUGGCUACGUGGCUAGCUGCCGGGUGUCCUGGGCCAAGGGGACACGGAGGCUCACGGCCCCCCGGGCAGACAGUGAGGAUGGUGACCUUUGCUCCCCGCCAUCCCUGGGUUCUGCCUUGGCGACCUUGGUUCUGUGGUGGAAUCCCGUCUCCGGGCACCUGCUCACAUCCUGCUGCUUAUUCCGGGCCCAGGAGCUGCGUGCGGGGGGCCGGCAGGCCUGCCCCUCCUGUGUCCGAGCUCCUGCUCACCUGCCCCACCCUUGGGGAGCCUCAGCCUGGUUCUGGGGGCCCCAACCUACUGUGGUACAGGGUGCUGACCGUGUGCGGGGUGCGGCGAGACCCCGUGGACACAGGGCACACGGGUGUAAGAGCGUUCUAACAGCAGCAGUUACUGAGAAGGGCUUGGGCAUUAUCGAGCGUUUCAGAUACAGAAUGUCCGAAUCUGGAGAAAGGAGAGGCUGUGGCAGGCGGGUGGUCUGUGGCGGGCUGGUGGCCCGUGGCGGGCUGGUGGUCUGUGGCGGGCUGGCAUGGUUGGGGACACCCGACGAGGAUAGGCAGGAAGCAGACGGUGGACAUGAUCGGGGAACAGGCACAGGUCCAUGCCAGGGGCAAGAGGAAGGGGCUUGGGCGGGAUGGGGCAGGUGGUGGACCUUAAAUCCACUGGACAGUUAGGGAAACUGAGGCACAGAACAUUGUCAUGAUGUAGCCAAGGUCAGAGGCAGAGUUAGGUGUGGUGUUCACAGACGGGACGAUUGCUCCCGGCUUUGUCCCCGGGAAUGAAGGUGGGGGACAUGCUUCUCCAAACCCCCCAGCGGGCAGCCCUGGGCUCCUGCUCUGGGCCGGGAUCCUGGCAGGAGCACAGAGAGUGUCGUCUGCUCUCAGGGCACCAGGACUGGGGGGUCAGGGUGCCACUCCGUGGGGACACCCUGGGCUUGUCACCCCCCAGAGGCAGUGUGUGCUGCCUUACUGAGAAGGCAGUGUCUGCACGAGGGGCGCCCCGUCCACAUCUUGGCCCAGCUGCCGGCGUGGGACCGGGAGAGCUCCUGCGCCAUGUGGCGGUGUGUGCACGCGGCCCGGUGUGCUGUGCUCGCUGUGCUCGUGCUCUCCGGCUUCCCUGCACGUGUCUGGGAGUCCCCUCUGUGUCGGUGACGGGGAGGGCGCUUACCUGUCACACAGGGCCAACACGGGACCGCUUGGCGGGUCCCGUCCCCCAGCGUCCCCUUCUGCACGGGCAAGGGCUCAGCAGUCCCCGGCACUGUGGAGUCCCACGUGGACGGCUCCCUUACCACCCGACUCGCUGCGUCCAUGCCUCCAGCGACGGCAGUUCCCCUCCCCUGACCCGGGAACACAGACUUCUCUUGAGAUCCUGUUCCCGGUUGCAAGAUGCUCCUUAUUCUAGUGAAGGCACGUACGUCGGCUGCUUCAGCGACGGCGGCCGGGACAGAACCCUGAAGGGCGCCGUGUUUUUCGACUUGAGAAAGAUGACCGUCUCCCACUGCCAGGACGCAUGCGCGGAGCGGUCCUACGCGUAUGCGGGCCUGGAGGCCGGGGCCGAGUGCUACUGCGGGAACCGGCUCCCGGUGACCAGUGUUGGGCCCGAGGCGUGUAACCACGAGUGCAAAGGGGAGAAAGGCUCCGUGUGCGGGGGCGUGGGCCGGCUGUCCGUCUACCGCGUGGAGGAGCUGCCACCCGGCUCCAGGAAGCGGAGGACCGUCACGUACCGUGGGUGCUUCCGACUGCCGGAGAACGGCACCCACACCUUCCCGGACUCCCUGGCACAGGCCAACGUGACGGUGGACGCGUGCUCGGGGUUUUGUUCCCAGAAGGAGUUCCCCCUGGCCAUCCUGCGGGGCUGGGAGUGCUACUGUGCUUACCCCACACCUCAGUUCAACCUCCGGGAUGCCGUGGACAGUGCACUGUGUGGCCAGGAGCCCAAGGCACAGAGGCUGGCCGAGUACUGCGCGGUUUACCAGACGCCCGUGCAGGAUACUCGCUGCACAGACCGGCGGUUCCUGCCCACCAAGGCCAAGGUGUUUGUGGCCCUCUCGAGCUUCCCGGGAGCCGGGAACACGUGGGCGCGGCACCUCAUCGAGCACGCCACCGGCUUCUACACGGGGAGCUACUACUUUGACGGGACCCUGUACAACAAGGGGUUCAAGGGCGAGAAGGACCACUGGCGCAGCCGGCGCACCAUCUGCGUGAAGACCCACGAGAGCGGCCGCAGGGAGAUCGAGAUGUUCGACUCGGCCAUCCUGCUGAUCCGGAACCCGUACCGGUCCCUGGUGGCCGAGUUCAACCGCAAGUGUGCUGGGCACCUGGGCUACGCGGCCGAUCGGAACUGGAAGAGCAAAGAGUGGCCGGACUUCGUGCGCAGCUACGCGGCCUGGUGGUCCUCGCACGUGCUGGACUGGCUGCGGUUCGGCAAGCGGCUGCUGGUGGUGCACUACGAGGAGCUGCGGCACAGCCUGCUGCCCACGCUGCGGGAGAUGGUGGCCUUCCUCAACGUGUCCGUGAGCGAGGAGCGGCUGCUGUGCGUGGAGAACAACAAGGAGGGCAGCUUCCGACGGCGCGGCCGGCGCCCGCACGACCCCGAGCCCUUCACCCCCGAGAUGCGGGCGCUGAUCGACGGCUACAUCCGGACGGUGGACAAGGCGCUGCGCGACCACGGCGGGGCCGGGCUGCCCGGCGAGUACGUGCCCAGAUGACGGCCCGGCGGCUCCGCCCGCGCCGCUGGACGCUGCUCCGCGGGCCUGGCUGCCGGAGCCGCUGCAGAACCCCCGCGCUCACAGACCCGCCACACGCACCACUGCACG